AGUUGAGAAUAUAACUAAUACAAAUAGGAUAUAAAUAACGUUAUAUUUGAAUGUGUUGUCAGUGAUAAUGAGGUGUUAUAUUUAUCGUUACCGGAAUAUAAUAGUGUGGCAUUUAACUCAGCCACUUUUUGAAGUAAUUUAUGUGUUAAAUGUUUUACGUGCAUAGGAGUUACAGUCUGGUGUAAAUUUGCGGUAAUUUUGCGAUAAUGUUUAAUCUGUGGUACUCAUUUUCCCGCCAUCGGCCACAUGUAAUGUAAGAUUUGUAUCGUUCUGUUUUCGGUGCGUGUGUUAAAAUAAAUAGAAUAAGGUAAAAAUUGUAUCGUGUUAGUUUCUAGAACCGGGUACUUAAACGCGUGAAAUAAGCGGGAGUAGAAUAACAUUCAUGUGUUUAGCACAGAUGGUGACAUAUGUUCUGUAGGUGAGGUGUAAAAAGAAAGCUGAGGUCCAAAUGGCUCAGAAAAAUACUUUAUUUAAUUAUUUCACGAAAUCGCCCGCACAGUCGAAAGUACAGAGUGGAGUCGGAGUAGUUUCGCCUUCGGAAGCAAAGGACAAAAUUGUACAAAAAUCUAGUGCAGGUACCCCUCUAUCAGCAAGGAAGAAAGUGUCAAAAAAAUUAACUCCUGAAACAGAUAGCAAAAAGAUUACUAGAACCGCAGCUCCUGUAGCAGAGCGCAACAAACUAUAUGAAGGAGAAGAGUUUGGUGUGUAUGAUAUAGUUUGGUCAAAGUUAGAUGGUUACCCUUGGUGGCCAAGUUUGGUCUGUGAACAUCCAAAACAAAAAAUUCAUGUUAAAGGAAAUGACAUUCAUGUGCAGUUUUUUGAUGAUCCACCUACAAGAGCAUGGAUUCACAAAAAGUGUAUGGAGAGAUACGUAGAUGGAGUGAAAAUGUUAGCUCCGACUAAAGAUAAAGACAAAUGGAGAGCGGCCUGCAUCCAGGCUGAUUCUGCUCUGAAGCUUUCAAACUUGGAGCGCAGCAAACUUAUUGUUGAUUAUCCUGAUGAUUCAGCUAGUGAUAUUGAACUUGAAGAUGAAGAAACUGAAGAUCUGGACACGGGAAAUCAAGGCGUUGCUCAGGAAGAUGCUAGUAUUCCACAGAAGAGGAGACGGAUCCUUGUAUUGGACAGUGAGGAUUCAGAGGAUGAAUACAAACCUAAAAAGGAAGAUCUUGAUGAGCAAUCAGAGUCUGCAAGUUCUGGUAUUGAUUCUGAUGAAGUGUCAGGUCCUGAGAGCAUUGAAGAACCUGAAGAAGGAACUCCUCGGAAGGCAAAUAAACGAAAACGAACCUCACAGAGUAGGCCAUCAAAGAAGAGUAAAACUGCUGAUCAGAAUUCAACACCAUUGAAUGCAGUUAGUACAGAAACAAAAGCAAAGUUAGCUUUGUUUCCCUCAGACGAGAAUUCAGCUGUUAAAAUGAAUGGCUUUGAAGGUUUUAGUUCACCUUCACAGAUGGUUAAGGAUGGAACAAAAGCAAAGCUAGCACUCUUUUCAUCCAAAGAGAACACAGAAGCAAAGCAAACUGAAGCUGGAAGUACAGAAGCAUGGCCCCAUUUGAAGCUUGAUUUCUUGAAACCAAAUAAGAUCCGUGAUGCCAAGAGGCGGACUCCUGCAGAUCCUGAUUAUGACCCCAAGACACUCUAUGUACCUGAAGAAUUUAAAAGAAAUCUGACUCCUGCACUGAGGCAGUGGUGGGAGAUGAAAUCCCAGCACUUUGAUUGUAUUCUGUUCUUCAAAGUUGGGAAAUUCUAUGAACUCUUCCAUAUGGAUGCUGUGACAGGUGUCACUGAACUUGGAUUGCAGUACAUGAGGGGAGAUAAUGCGCAUUCUGGAUUUCCUGAAAUAGCCUAUGGGAGAUUUGCCAGCAGCCUUAUAGAGAAAGGCUACAAGGUGGCUCGUAUUGAGCAGACUGAGACACCAGAGAUGAUGGGGGAACGCUGCAAAGGAAUGGGGAAAGUUACCAAAUUUGAUAAGGUAGUGAAGAGAGAAAUAUGCCAGAUUACAGCAAAGGGAACCAGAGUCUUCAGUGUUAUUGAUGGGGAUGCGAGCAGUGCAGAAAAUAGUUACCUUUUUGCUGUCACUGAGAAGUCUGCAGGGGAUUCUGUUUCAUAUGGAAUAUGUUUUAUUGAUACAUCGAUUGGAGUAUUUCAUUUGGGACAGUUUGUUGAUGAUAGACAUUGUUCACGUCUGAGGACCCUGGUUGCUCACCAUCCACCUGUACAGGUGUUGUACGAGAAGAGAGCUCUCUCUGAAAAAACAUUACAGCUUCUUAACUCAUCCUUGGCAUCAGUGCUGAAAGAAUCCCUUGCUCCUGAAACAGAAUUUUGGAGUGCUCACAAGACACUAACAACAUUAGCAGAAGGGGGUUAUUUCUCUUCAGAAUCUUCAGGAGUAAAUUGGCCAGAGGGGCUGAAGAAAUUUCUGAAUGAAGCUGACACCUUGGGACUUACUGCCCAUGAUAACUAUGAAUUAGCUGUGCGGGCUUUGGGCGCUUGCACUUGGUAUCUGAAGGAAAGUUUUUUGGAUCAGCAGCUGUUAUCCAUGGGAAGGUUUGAGAUCUAUCAGCCACACGAUCUAGUAGAAAAUGCGAGGCCCGUCUUGACUGUGGUCUCCAAGGCUUCCUUCAGCAAGCACAUGAUUUUGGAUGGCAUAACACUGUGCAAUCUAAACAUUGUCAAUGACAGUUCUGGUGAAAAUGAUGGAACUUUGUUACAGAAAUUGGACCUUUGCUGCACACCUUUUGGAAAGCGGUUAUUACGUCACUGGCUGUGCAGUCCUCUCUGUGAUGUUGAUGGUAUUGCAGCGCGACAAGAGGCUAUCACAUGGCUGUUGGGUAACACAUCAUUAAUGGCUGAAGCUCAAGAAAUGCUUAGUCAACUACCAGAUCUAGAAAGGUUGCUAAGCAAGGUUCACACAGAGGGCAAUGCAUUAAGAAGCCAAACUCAUCCAGACAGUCGAGCAAUCUUCUUCGAGGACCAUAUAUACUCAAAGAGAAGAAUAUUAGAAUUUAUAUCAACUUUGGCAGGUUUUAAAUCUGCAGAAAAAAUAGCUUCACUGAUUCAAGGUGAACUUGCAACAUCAAGCUCAAAGUUAUUGGUGCAGUGUACUAGCAAUAAACAGCAGAAUCCAGCUGGGAAAUUUCCUGAUCUUGCAGGUGCUCUUCACUUUUUUGAGACUGCAUUUGACCAUGAACAGGCCAAGGAAGCUGGUCGUAUCAACCCAAGUAAAGGUAUUGAUCCAGAGUACGAUUCUGUGAUGGAAGAAUUGCAGGGGUUAAAACAGGAGUUAGAUGAGUACCUGAACAGCCAAAGGAAGUAUUUUGGAUGUAAGGUGACAUAUUGUGGGUCUGACAAGAAGAGAUUUCAACUUGAAGUUCCUGAUAGCUUUACCAAAAAGGCUGGAAAAGAUUAUGAACUUCAGGGACAAAGGAAAGGAUUCAAGAAGUACUGGACUUCUGAGACUAAGGAGCUGCUGUCCCGUCAAAUUGCUGCAGAAGAUCAACAGAAAACUGUAUUAAAGGAUUUAAAUCGCAGGAUAUUUGCCAGAUUUAGUUCAUACUAUGAAAUAUGGAAUACAGCAGUACAGUGUCUGUCUGUGUUGGAUGUUAUGAUGUCGCUUGCUGAAUAUGUGCGUAGUGAAGGAGGUGAAAUGUGCGUCCCAGAAUUUGUUAUGCCACCCGAGGAAAUGAAGCCCUUCUUGAAGAUCACGGACGGUCGUCAUCCUUGUGUUUCAUCAGUGGAUGGAUUCAUUCCAAAUGAUACUGCGAUUGGAUGCGGAGAAGAUGCAGCUAGUCUGGUACUAGUAACAGGACCAAACAUGGGAGGGAAAUCUACUCUCAUGCGUCAAGUUGGUCUCCUGGUUGUAAUGGCUCAUAUGGGUUGCCAUGUCCCAGCUGCUUCCUGUCAUCUCAGCCCUGUGGAUCGCAUAUUCACCCGUCUGGGAGCUAAUGACGACAUCAUGGCAGGGGAGAGCACUUUCUAUGUGGAGCUGAGUGAGACAGCUGCAGUGCUGCACCAUGCAACAAAACAUUCCCUUGUUCUUGUAGAUGAGCUGGGACGUGGAACGUCAACACAUGACGGCACUGCAAUUGCUGCAGCUGUUGUGCAAGAAUUGGGAAAUUUAGGAUGCCGAACAUUGUUUUCUACACAUUACCACACUCUGGUGGAAGACUUCAGACAUUCAGAAUAUGUCACAUUGGGCCACAUGGCAUGCAUGGUAGAGAAUGAGAAUGAAGAAGAUCCAUCGGAAGAAACCGUGACUUUCCUGUAUAAAUUUGCGUCUGGUGCUUGUCCAAAGUCUUAUGGUUUUAAUGCUGCUCGUCUUGCUGGAAUUCCAUCUGAUAUCAUUCGCACUGGCUACAACAAAGCUGCCCAACUUGAGAAAGAUGGAGAUCAAAGGAAAUUGUUCCAGCAGUUGUUUGGUAAAAAGCAGAACUCAUCAGAUAUAACUUCACUGAUUGAACGGGUUCGGUCAGUACUUUGAAAAACAAAUAUCCUUUGACAUGCAAGAACAUUGUUGUCUUCAGAUCUUUAUGUUUGUGGUAAAACGGUUAUCCUCCUUAUUUACUGCCAUGUAACUGUACUGUGUUGCAGCUUGUAGUGAUUUUUCUGCUAAGUUUAUGUAUAUGUAUAUACCACAAAAGGCUCUAUUAAUUUGAACCACCAAGAACCAUUUGAAAGACAAGCAGCCUUGCGCAGAUAUGAGAUGUGAUGUUGGAAUGGUAAUGUUGUAUUGAAGUAUCAUUCUGCUUAAAAUAAUAUUAAAAUCACAGUCAGCUCCUACAUAUUUCGGCCUUACUUGGGCAGUUAUUCACUUUUCAAAACUGACACACUACACUAGUUUUUAAGUCAAAAUAUUUCAGGGCUACUGCAUUUUUGCCGUUCACACAAAAAUACAUUUGUUUGAGAACAUGACUCUUUAUUCUUUCCCGUGCUGUUUUCCUCUUGCAGCUUUCUGUUGGGUUUUUUUUUAUAGCCCUAUGAACAUCAGCAUGGUGUUAUCAUAAUUUUUGUGUGCCACAUUAGUAUGUACUGCAUGAAUUUUUCAUGUUUCUCGAUGACUUGUGUCUUUUCCACUUCAUUAGCACAGAUAGUUGAUACUAUACUGUAUAUCUAUUCAUCACAUCAAAGAUCUGAUAAUAAUUUAUAGCUCAUGUGAUAUUAGGCAUGUUUUAAGAGCAUACAUUUACUUGUUUUGAGUCAUAAAAUGAAUAGUACAAAUAAUAUCAAGCAUUUUUGUUAUACAGAGGUAAAGUGAUUGACUAUGUUGUUUUUGUAUGUAUUUAGAAAUUAAAAACAGUAAUUUUACAGUC
Messenger RNA from Cryptotermes secundus, 5306 nucleotides. RefSeq names its product DNA mismatch repair protein Msh6 (gene Msh6). Bases 449 to 4477 code for a protein of 1342 amino acids. Gene Ontology annotation, molecular function: ATP binding; ATP-dependent DNA damage sensor activity; mismatched DNA binding. The transcript is spliced from 26 exons. The record is from RefSeq and is a predicted model, not a curated record. Lineage: Eukaryota; Metazoa; Arthropoda; Insecta; Blattodea; Kalotermitidae. Gene Ontology annotation, cellular component: nucleus; MutSalpha complex. Gene Ontology annotation, biological process: mismatch repair.